CCAGUUAUGGCUAUAUUGACAAAAAAAAUGAAAAAAUAGAGUAUUACCAUCAAUUAUAACAGUAUUUUAUAAGCAGUUGUCAUAAGCAAGGCAAUUUUUUACAUUUUCGGCCAAUUUACUACAGUUAUCCUUUCUUAUUUCUAGUGUUUUUAAGUAUUCUCAUUUCCGAAGUAACCAUAUCCACUGCUAUCUUAUGGAUUCGUUAUCACACAAGCCAGUUUUUAAUAACCUGUUUGAGCGGCUGUGAUUUUUUAAAAUGACUAAUUUUUUUACAAGGAUAUUCUAAGAAUCAAUGAAAAUACUUAAGAAUAUCAAUUUUAUAUUAAAGAGUCCGAAUAUCUACAACAACUGGUGUUUUAUGCACGGACAAAGUUAAGCCAUAGUGUUCCCUAUUUCGCAACAUGCGAAGUGGAUCAAAGCUAGCGAGAAAAAUAUUAGUAGUAGUUUGUCACAACAGAUGUAAAUAAUCUGUAAGCGGUGUCGUUUGCUGCGAAAGUUUAGUGCUGUAUCCAUUAAUUCUGCCAGUGUUUUUUUGUAAAAUAUUAUCCAGGUAUGUUGAAUUCUCUAGUUAGGUAAUUAAUGUUCUAUUGAAAGCUAAAAAUCUGUUCUUUAGGAUGGUUAAAAUUGCUAAGCGACGUAAGAGUAUCAGCGCAGUGAGACACACGGAGGAGACGAUUCAAAAAUGCAUGGAAUAUGUUAAAUCCGGAAAGAAAUCCAUGUAUGCGGCCUGUAAGCUACUAAAGCUGCCCAUGUCCACAGUGCGAUAUAGAAUGAGUGAUCGAUGGAAGCAUAAAAACGUUUCGGGACCUCGAUCCGUUUUGACAAAGGAGGAGGAACAACAGAUUGUUGACUGGCUGAUUGGGAUGCAAGAGCGCGGGUACCCGAUUACAAAGAACGGUUUGAAAUUCAAAGUUGGAGAGUUUUUAUCAGCUAAUCCACGGGAGACACCAUUCAAAAACAAUCGCCCUGGACGCAAAUGGUUCGGUGCAUUUAUGCGUCGUAAUCCAGGGUUUUCUCUGCGGACUCCGGAAACAGUGUCUUCUGCAAGCGCCAGAGUUAGCGAGGGAGAUAUUCGAGGCUGGUUUCGCUCCAUUAGGGGCUGGCUUGAGAAGCAUGAUAUGUUGGAGAUUUUGGAUUGCCCGGAGCGUGUUUUUAAUGGAGAUGAAACAUCCUUUUACUUACAUCCAAAGUCCAAAGAAGUGCUCGCCAGGACUGGAUCGCGCAACGUCUAUGAGGUCGAACAAGCACCAGGAAAGCAAAACGUUACGGUUAUGUUUGCUUUUAGCGCUGCUGGAUGUAUUGUACCUCCUCAUGUCAUCUUGCCAGGGAAACGCCUCCGCAAAGAAGUUAUUGCAGGAUUUCCGGACGCCUGGGGGAUUGGCCAAAGCGAAAGAGGUUGGAUGGAUGUGAACAAUUUUCGUUCUUACAUCCAGAACAUCCUUCAUCCUUUCCUAGUACAACAGAAUGUAGUGUUCCCUGUUAUUUUUUUCGUCGACGGCCACGCAUCCCACAAGUCUUUGGAAGUAGCAGACCUUUGCCUAUCGCUAGGAAUAGUAUUAAUUUCCCUUUAUCCGAACACAACCCACAUAACACAACCUGCAGACGUCGCGGUGUUUAAACCGCUGAAGGAUGAAUGGAGACGAGGAGUAGAACAGUGGCGUUCAGACCAUCAUGGAGAAAUCCUAACAUUGGUACAUUUCGGGUUUGUGGAUUGUGUCCAUUUGAACCUGAUAAUGUGGACUACAGCAAGUGUAUCGCGCGGACAUGCAAUGCUCCCGAAGAAUCUGAGGCCUCGAAUCACGAAAUUGAUCCGCCAGCUGAAUUGGCACCUUCACCAUUAUCACCUCAACAUGAUUCAUUCACCACUGUUGAUCUACAAUCCUCCACGCUGA
This is a messenger RNA of Aedes aegypti (yellow fever mosquito), 1892 nucleotides long. RefSeq lists its product as uncharacterized. The record is from RefSeq and is a predicted model, not a curated record. The coding region runs from base 615 to 1892 and encodes 425 amino acids. Gene Ontology annotation, cellular component: nucleus. NCBI's taxonomy places the organism in Eukaryota, Metazoa, Arthropoda, Insecta, Diptera, Culicidae. The transcript has 3 exons. Gene Ontology annotation, molecular function: DNA binding.